AUGGUUCAGGACGAGUGCCAGGCCUGGAGGGGCGGGGCGGGGCGGGGCCGGGAGCUGCCCAGUGGCUGGAACCCCAGGCUAGGCCUUUGGGGAAACGGACCCUCACCCUCAGCCCCAGCCAAGAAGGGCGAGCAGGAAUUUGAGCUGGCCCCAUGGGAGCUUCUUCCAUGCCUGUGUGAUGCAGCCUCUUGCAGGGAUGCCCGUCCUUGGGAUGCGGCCAUAGCCUUGACCCUGGGAUUCUGGAGCCCUGACCUUAACCCAGGGGCCAAGAGCUCCCUCUUGGUGUUGCAGGCACAUAAAGAUGCAGGGAGAGAGGCCAGAUGGGGUUGAGGAUUUGGUCUUUUGGAUUCCAUUUUUGGAAAGGAUGGUGUAUUAAACCAGCCAAACAGUGUCUUAGGACUUAUAUUUUAUAUACUACAGCUAUUACUUGGCAUGACAGCAAGCACCGUGGCGGCUUUGAUCCCCAUGACGUCCUCCAUCAUGUCGGUCGUGGGGUCCCUGUACCUGGCCUACAUUCUGUACUUUGUGCUGAAGGAGUUCUGCAUCAUCUGCGUCGUCACGUACGUGCUGAACUUCCUUCUUCUCAUUAUCAACUACAAACGACUAGUUUACUUGAACGAGGCCCGUGCGCCUGAGUGGCAGCUGCAGCCCAAGGCAGGACGACCUGCCCGACAGAUCUCUGCCCUUCAAACCAAACCGUAUUAUGACUUGGAAAGACCCAGUCUAAGCCCCGUCGUCCGCGUGGGAAGCCAGUGUUCUUGCCUCAUUGUCUUCUUUCUGCAUAAACCACCUCGGAUUCUACAAUUUACGUGGUGUUUUGCAGUCAAGAUACCUGGAUUUGUAACCUUCAGGGCUGACAUGCUGGCGCAGUUUCGCUUCAAUUGCGACGAAUAG
This is a messenger RNA of Cercocebus atys (sooty mangabey), 894 nucleotides long. RefSeq lists its product as uncharacterized. The transcript has 5 exons. The record is from RefSeq and is a predicted model, not a curated record. Gene Ontology annotation, molecular function: vitamin-K-epoxide reductase (warfarin-sensitive) activity. Gene Ontology annotation, biological process: vitamin K metabolic process; peptidyl-glutamic acid carboxylation. Lineage: Eukaryota; Metazoa; Chordata; Mammalia; Primates; Cercopithecidae.